Messenger RNA from Camellia sinensis, 783 nucleotides. RefSeq lists its product as uncharacterized. The record is from RefSeq and is a predicted model, not a curated record. NCBI's taxonomy places the organism in Eukaryota, Viridiplantae, Streptophyta, Magnoliopsida, Ericales, Theaceae.
AUGGCUUACGACCCAUCUCUUCUCCAAUCUUUCCUACUAACCCUAGCAGCCCUACAAUCCAUUGCUGCUGUCCAAUUUUCAGUCACCAACAUCGCUGGAACAUCCCCCGGCGGCCUCCGAUUCACGAAAGAAAUCGGCAUAGACUAUGCCAAACAAACAAUGGAAACAACCACAAACUUCAUCUGGAGAAUGCUAGAGGAAGACAAUCCAUCCGAUCGAAAGCAAGAUGUAAAAGAAGUGAUCAUGACAAUCCAAGACUUCAAAGGCGCUGAGGCUAUCACAUACGGCAACAGAAUCAAUGUCAGUGCAAUUUACUUGGAGGGUUAUCAAGGCAAUGUGACAUGGGAGUUCACUUCCUUGAUUUAUCAUGAAAUGACACACGUGUGGCAAUGGACCGGGGCAGGCCAAGCCCCGAUUGGACUCAUUGAAGGCAUCGCCGACUAUACGAUCUUGAAGGCGAAUUAUUAUCCAAAGGGUUUUGCGAAACCCGGGAUGGGGGAUAGGUGGGAUCAAGGUUAUGAUUUUACAGCACGGUUUUUGGAGUACUGUGAGGGAAUUAAGUCUGGUUUUGUGGCCGCGCUGAAUAAAAAGAUGAAGAAUGCAUUUAGCGUCAACUAUUUUGUUGAGUUGCUGGGGAAAUCAGUUGAUGAGCUGUUUAAGGAAUAUAAAGCUAAGUAUAAUGGUACAGUAGUGGAAAGGAAUGGUAAUGAACAUGAAAAUGUGAGUAGGAUGACAGAAUACAAGGAUAGGCAUGGGAGUAAAAGUAGGAUUUCUCUCAGUUAG